AUGACCACCUGCAGCCGCCAGUUCACCUCCGGCUCCAUGAAGGGCUCCUGUGGCCUUGGCUCCAGCCGCAUGUCCUCUGUCCUGGCUGGAGGGUCCUGCCGGGCCCCCAGCGCCUUCGGGGGCAUGUCUGUCUCCUCCUCCCGCUACUCCUCCGGGGGAGCCUGUGGGCUCGGGGGCGGCUAUGGCGGUGGCUUCAGCAGUGGUAGCAGCUUUGGUGGAGCCCUGGGUAGUGGCUUUGGAGGAGGAUAUGGUGGCGGCUUUGGUGCCGGCUUCGGCGGCGGCUUUGGUGCUGGUUUCGGUGGCGGCGAUGGCGGCCUCCUCUCUGGCAACGAGAAGUUCACCAUGCAGAACCUCAAUGACCGCCUGGCCUCCUACCUGGACAAGGUGCGUGCCCUGGAGGAGGCCAACGCCGACCUGGAGGUCAAGAUCCGCGACUGGUACCAGAGGCAGCGGCCCAGUGAGACCAAGGACUACAGCCCCUACUUCAAGACCAUUGAGGACCUGAGGAACAAGAUCAUUGCUGCCACCAUCGAGAACGCUCAGCCCAUUCUGCAGAUUGACAAUGCCCGGCUGGCAGCUGAUGACUUCAGGACCAAGUACGAGCACGAGCUGGCCCUGCGCCAGAGCGUGGAGGCCGACAUCAACGGCCUGCGCAGGGUGCUGGAUGAGCUGACCCUGGCCAGGGCCGACCUGGAGAUGCAGAUCGAGAGCCUGAAGGAGGAGCUGGCCUACCUGAGGAAGAACCACGAGGAGGAGAUGCUUGCCCUGCGGGGUCAGACUGGCGGGGAUGUCAAUGUGGAGAUGGACGCUGCCCCUGGUGUGGACCUGAGCCGCAUCCUGAACGAGAUGCGAGACCAGUAUGAGCAGAUGGCAGAGAAGAACCGCAGGGACGCCGAGGCCUGGUUCCUGAGCAAGACCGAGGAGCUGAACAAAGAAGUGGCCUCCAACAGCGAACUAGUGCAGAGCAGCCGCAGCGAGGUGACCGAACUCCGCAGGGUGCUCCAGGGCCUGGAGAUUGAACUGCAGUCCCAGCUCAGCAUGAAAGCAUCCUUGGAGGGCAGCCUGGAGGAGACCAAAGGCCGCUACUGCAUGCAGCUGUCCCAGAUCCAGGGGCUGAUCGGCAGCGUGGAGGAGCAGCUGGCCCAGCUGCGCUGUGAGAUGGAGCAGCAGAGCCAGGAGUAUCAGAUCCUGCUGGACGUGAAGACACGGCUAGAGCAGGAGAUCGCCACCUACCGCAGCCUGCUGGAGGGCGAGGACUCCCAGUGA
Pteronotus mesoamericanus is the source of this 1266-nucleotide messenger RNA. Its product is annotated as keratin, type I cytoskeletal 16. The record is from RefSeq and is a predicted model, not a curated record. Gene Ontology annotation, molecular function: structural molecule activity. Lineage: Eukaryota; Metazoa; Chordata; Mammalia; Chiroptera; Mormoopidae. The transcript has 6 exons. Gene Ontology annotation, cellular component: keratin filament; cytoskeleton. The coding region runs from base 1 to 1266 and encodes 421 amino acids. Gene Ontology annotation, biological process: intermediate filament organization; epithelial cell differentiation.